AUGUUCUGCAAGAACAAGGCAAGCUAUGAGCUUAGAGCUCAGUCUACAGAGUCCCAAACCUCGGUCUCGGGCCGGUUCUGCAUCUCUCUACGCCAAAAUGUCAAUAUCAAGAGUAUCAAGGUGCGCCUUCGGGGUAUACUUAAGAUUCCUGGCGACGGCUUCUUAGUAUCUGAAGCCGCCCGACACUGCACAUUCGAACAAGAGCAACCGAUCGCAUCCUCAAGAUGCCGUCGCUCAUUCCCCAUGGCAGCAGGGGACUACAAAUACCCCUUCAGCAUCCCCUUACCAGCAGAUAUAUCCGACUCGUCACUCGGUCCAAACAAAUACCACACAUAUAAAGUCGAAGCAGUUAUCAAACGCCCCUACCUCAAGGACAUCGUGAUCUCCCAACCGGUCCAGAUCUACAAGUUCAAUUCCGAGCUCGAAAACCCAGACUCAAUCCCUUACAUCUAUUUGAGAGAAGAAUCGCAAACCGAACACGGUCAGGGCCUAAAUUCACGCAUCAUCCUCCCAUCAAGAUACAUCCCCUUCGGCUCUGCCUUUCCAGUCAAUGUCACCCUCUGGACAGGCUCAGGAAAAGAAACAACCCUCUCGAAGAUUACAAUCGAGGUCAUCGAGAAACAUAAUCUCAAAGUCGAUGCUACGGCGGCCCAAUCCGCGCGCUAUAAUAUCCACACCAUUCACUCUGCACGAAGCUAUACGCUCGUAUCGAAGAUGUUGGAGUUCGCAGAUUCUCCCAAAACUGAUUGGAACAUUUGUAAGAUGAUGCGGUUGCCGCAGGCGCUGGAUAAGGCUUCGCAGAGUAUCAAUACCAAGGCGAUUAAAAUCGAGCAUGUUCUUGUUGUCAAGGCUGAGUUUCGAAGUGACGAUGGGAACAAUGAAAUUGAUGUUGAGUACGAUUGGAUCCGAUGCGUUGGUGCGGGGAAAGGUGUUGCAGGAUUGCAGUACUCCGCCUCCGGCGUAUGGUAA
This is a messenger RNA of Penicillium maclennaniae, 969 nucleotides long. Its product is annotated as arrestin family protein. Gene Ontology annotation, molecular function: ubiquitin protein ligase binding; protein-macromolecule adaptor activity. The record is from RefSeq and is a predicted model, not a curated record. Lineage: Eukaryota; Fungi; Ascomycota; Eurotiomycetes; Eurotiales; Aspergillaceae. The transcript has 5 exons. Gene Ontology annotation, biological process: ubiquitin-dependent endocytosis. Bases 1 to 969 code for a protein of 322 amino acids. Gene Ontology annotation, cellular component: cytoplasm; plasma membrane; cytosol.